UUUUGACCACUGCCGAGAGACGGUGGAUUGGCUCCUGGGCCACACGAAGCAGCGGCCCCGGAUCGCCAUUGUCUGUGGCUCCGGGCUGGGUCUGCUUGCUGACAGCUUGAAGAACCAGGAGUCUUUCCAAUACACGGACAUCCCCAACUUUCCACACAGCACAGUGCCGGGCCACGAAGGGCGUCUCGUCUUCGGGGAGCUGCAAGGCAAGCCGUGCGUCUGCAUGAAGGGGCGCUUCCACCUGUACGAGGGAUACCCUCUUUGGAAGGUCACCUUCCCGAUCCGUGUGUUUAAACUCUUGGGCGUGGAGAUUCUGCUGGUGACCAAUGCGGCCGGAGCCUUGGCCGAUUUGUACCACGUCGGAGAUCUCAUGGUGAUCCGGGACCACAUCAACUUUCCAGGCUUGGUCGGACAAAACCCCCUGCUUGGACCCAACGAAGAGAGGUUUGGACCUCGUUUCCUGGCCCUUUCCGAUGCCUACGACGGGAAGAUCCGCACGCUAGCGAUGGAAAUAGCCAGGCAGUUUGGAUACGACUCCUUUGUCAAAGAGGGCGUCUACUGCAUGGUCAGCGGUCCCACCUUUGAAUCCAUCGCAGAGGCCCGAUUGUUGCACCUGUUGGGGGCAGAUGCUGUGGGAAUGAGCACUGCGGCCGAGGUCGUCGUGGCCAGGCACUGCGGAUUGCGGGUCUUUGGUCUGUCGCUGAUCACUAACAAGGUGAUCAAGGAGUACGAUUCCCAGGAGUCCAUUGACCAUCUCAAGGUGCUGGAGGUGAGCCAGAGUCGAGCUUCCCUCCUCCAGACAUUCCUGACGGAACUAGUAGGCAGGUUGGAGUAGAUCGACAGUGGCAGCAGCGACCCAGAAGACGACGAGACCACCUGUCAGAAUGGAAACUGAGUGCUCCGGAGCUCAAAUAGAGCAGGGGUCUCCCCAAACAUGAGCGGCAUCAACUUAGGCCAGUGCAUGCCUCUUCGGCCAAGUCAGUCGACCUCUGCCCUCUCACUGCAUCCCAACUGGGAUCCGAUGGUCGUUCUCUUGGCCCGGUGCGCGGCCCAGAACACCAUACUGUGGCCACAGACAGGGGCCAUUUCCUGCAGG
This is a messenger RNA of Gekko japonicus, 1096 nucleotides long. RefSeq names its product purine nucleoside phosphorylase-like. Gene Ontology annotation, cellular component: cytoplasm. Gene Ontology annotation, molecular function: purine-nucleoside phosphorylase activity. The annotation marks the transcript as partial. The transcript is spliced from 5 exons. NCBI's taxonomy places the organism in Eukaryota, Metazoa, Chordata, Lepidosauria, Squamata, Gekkonidae. Gene Ontology annotation, biological process: nucleoside metabolic process. The record is from RefSeq and is a predicted model, not a curated record.